Limulus polyphemus (Atlantic horseshoe crab) is the source of this 585-nucleotide messenger RNA. Its product is annotated as retinol dehydrogenase 14-like. The annotation marks the transcript as partial. The transcript has a single exon. The record is from RefSeq and is a predicted model, not a curated record. Lineage: Eukaryota; Metazoa; Arthropoda; Merostomata; Xiphosura; Limulidae.
AGAGGACACAAAAUCGUUGUAGAGGGAUUAGAAGAACAGUUUGCCUCAAACCACUUCGGUCAUUUCCUUUUAACUAAUCUUCUUCUAGACAUGUUGAAGAAAAGCACCCCUUCUCGGAUAGUAGUAGUAUCUUCUACAGCUUACAAGUGGGGUAAGAUAGAAUUCGAUAAUUUGAAUAUGGAGAAACGUGUGGAUGAGCCUUUUACCGUGUACUGUAACACUAAACUAUCAAACGUUCUCUUCACCAAGGAACUGAGCCGCCGUCUUCAAGGAACUGGUGUCACGGCGAACUGUGUACACCCAGGUGCUGUUAAAACUGAAAUAGGAAGACAGAUGAAUCCUUUAUUAAGCCUUCUUACAAUACCCUUGUUCAAAUAUUUCUUGAAAAGUAGUCUCGAGGGGGCCCAAACAUCAAUCCACGUGGCAGUGGCAGAACAUUUAACGACUGUUAGUGGAAAAUAUUUUGUAGAUUGUCAAGAAAUCCCCCUAGAUCCCAUUGCCGAAGAUGAAGGUUUGGCAAAGAAACUAUGGGAAGUCAGUGAAAAGCUAACGAAAUUGUAGCACUCUUGAGAGGUUUUUCCGUUU